Messenger RNA from Coregonus clupeaformis (lake whitefish), 1673 nucleotides. Its product is annotated as twist-related protein 2-like. Bases 498 to 1079 code for a protein of 193 amino acids. Lineage: Eukaryota; Metazoa; Chordata; Actinopteri; Salmoniformes; Salmonidae. The record is from RefSeq and is a predicted model, not a curated record. The transcript has 2 exons. Gene Ontology annotation, biological process: regulation of transcription by RNA polymerase II; developmental process. Gene Ontology annotation, molecular function: RNA polymerase II transcription regulatory region sequence-specific DNA binding; DNA-binding transcription factor activity, RNA polymerase II-specific; protein dimerization activity.
UCUGAUUGGUCAACCCACGUGCCUUUGUCUCCGCCUCAUCCCUUUACCCUUACCAAUCACAAAACGCAUUCUCUUCCUGUUAUGCUUGGCCUGGCUGUGCCUUAGAACCCAGCUGGACCAAUCUGUGGAACAGAUGGGUGGGAACUUACAAGUUCCAUCCUCUUUCUUCUUUAAAAAGCCAGAUGCAGGUUGGCUGCUGUCUUACAUUGAGCUAGGAUACUGGACGCAACUGCCGUUCUGAAUGUAGAUUAUAUUUUUUAAUUGUUGUCUUGUCUAGAUGUAGGCAACAUAUGGAUUUCCAAUACUGAGAAUUAAUUAUUUUUCCGUUCGCUUUCUAUUGCUAGCAGACCUGGCAGAUCACUUCUGGUAUUUAUAUAUACAGGCUUGCCAUAGAACAGAGAAACUAAAGGAGGCAUCGCCCAUUAGAGGGCCUGAAUGAGAGAACAGAGGAUUGAAACAGUGUAGGUGCAGAAACAGGGUUAGGUAGAUAGAUUGCCAUGAGAGAAGAUCCAUCAAGCUGUGGUGAAUACCCUGAGGGAGGGGUGGUGUCCAGCGAGGAGGAGCCAGACUGCGCUCCAAACAAAUGCCCUGUGGUGGUGGUAACACCAGGGGCUGGUGGGCGCAAAAGGGUCACCAGGAAAGACAACAUUUCAUCGCCAACAGAGGACAACAAGUCAACAACAGGAGGGUCUCCCAGUCUGAUCCCAUCAGGACCCAAGAGGCCUAAGAAGAGUCCCCAGCCCUCCCUGUCUCCUCUCCCCAUCCCAGGCCAGCCCCUGGAGGAUCCUCAGCACCAGCGGGUGGUUGCCAAUGUACGGGAGCGCCAACGGACGCAGUCCCUGAACGACGCCUUUGCCUCGCUUCGUAAGAUCAUCCCCACGCUGCCGUCAGACAAGCUGAGCAAGAUCCAGAUCCUGAAGCUGGCCUCGCGCUACAUUGACUUCCUCUACCAAGUCCUGCAGAGUGAUGAGAUGGAUGCCAAGUUGGCCAGCUGUAACUACCUAGCCCACGAGAGACUCAGCUACGCAUUCUCAGUGUGGAGGAUGGAGGGGGCCUGGUCCAUGUCCGCUACCCACUAGCCUUCCCACUUACCUCUCUAACACCCCCUCGCCUCCUUCCCCCUCGCCCUCCCCCAGCAAUCUCCCAUGACCUCUGACCCCUGCUCUGUGACCCGCAUCCUCACAUCAUCUAACUCCUCCACCACUCUACACCAGCAUCUGACCAAGGCGAUUGAGAAGCCUCCCCGUUGGUCUGCAAUCCCUUUAUUUACUGGUUUGUACUUACACCUCUGGACCAACUAAAUAACAGAUCUGAGCCCUGCCCUCUGUAGAGACUUCAGCUUCCUCGAGCCCACACAGAAUCACAGAAUCGAUGGGACAACGAUUCUGAGCCAUAAGCAGGCCUAGAAGAGGGACAACUAUAGCUUAUUCUGACCUGGAAAUUGCAACUUGACUUGGAAACAGUUUUGUACAAAAAUGUAAGUCAUGGGAAUGUUCUUAUUGUAGUGUAAAUACAUGUAGUCACAAAGAACUGUCUGUAAACCAAUAGAAAAUUAUUAAUUAAAAGGGAAUCAGUUGCUGUAAAGAGUGUAUUUGUAAUACAAUUGUAGAUAUGUGGAUAAAAUUUGCCUUGUGAUUUUCUUGUCUAGAUAAUAAAAUGUGUAUUUGAGCAUC